Messenger RNA from Gastrolobium bilobum, 1620 nucleotides. RefSeq names its product glucan endo-1,3-beta-glucosidase 1. The transcript has 4 exons. Gene Ontology annotation, biological process: carbohydrate metabolic process. The record is from RefSeq and is a predicted model, not a curated record. NCBI's taxonomy places the organism in Eukaryota, Viridiplantae, Streptophyta, Magnoliopsida, Fabales, Fabaceae. The coding region runs from base 1 to 1569 and encodes 522 amino acids. Gene Ontology annotation, cellular component: plasma membrane. Gene Ontology annotation, molecular function: hydrolase activity, hydrolyzing O-glycosyl compounds.
AUGGCAAACUCUAAGCUCAUUCUUCUCAUUCACAUCCUCUCCUUCUUUGCCCUUCCAUCGCUAGCUGAAUCAUCAUCACAGGUGAAGCAGCAAAAUGAAGACCAAGAAGAGAAGGAGCCAUUCGUGGGGGUGAACAUAGGCACAGACGUUUCGAAUCUGCUAUCAGCCUCGGACCUGGUGGCGUUUCUUCAACUGCAGAAGAUAACACACAUUCGUAUCUACGAUGCUAACACCGACAUCCUUAAAGCCUUGUCUGGUACCAAGAUUCGUGUCAUUAUCAGUGUCCCCAACAACCAGCUCCUCGCAAUUGGUUCCUCCAAUACCUCUGCUGCUUCAUGGAUCGACAGAAACGUCGUCGCUUACUACCCGCAAACGCUCAUCACCGGAAUCUCCGUCGGCGAUGAGGUUCUCACCACCGUUCCCUCCUCAGCCCCACUUCUUCUCCCUGCUAUUCAGUCUCUCUACAACGCCCUCGUCGCUUCCAACCUUCACCAACACAUCAAGGUUUCAACCCCUCAUGCUUCUUCCAUCAUUCUUGACCCUUUCCCACCUUCUCAGGCUUUCUUCAACCAAACCCUUACCUCUGUUAUCCUCCCUCUGCUUCAGUUCCUUUCCAAAACUGGGUCACCCUUGAUGAUGAAUCUUUACCCCUAUUACGUGUUCAUGGAGAACAAGGGUGUGGUUCCUCUUGACAAUGCUUUGUUCAAGCCUUUGACUCCUGCUAAGGAAAUGGUAGAUCCUAAUACCUUGCUUCACUAUACUAAUUUGCUCGAGGCAAUGGUUGAUGCUGCUUAUUUUUCCAUGAAGAACCUUAAUGUAACGGAUGUUGUGGUUCUUGUCACGGAAACCGGGUGGCCUUCAAAGGGUGAUUCUAAGGAGCCUCAUGCUACCAAAGACAAUGCUGACACUUACAAUUCCAACUUGAUUAGGCAUGUUUUUGAUCGUGGUGGAACCCCUUUGCAUCCCGAAACUACUUCAAGUGUUUAUAUCUAUGAACUGUUCGACGAGGACUUGAGGUCUCCGCCAGUGUCAGAGGCCAAUUGGGGUCUCUUUUAUGGGAACACUACGCCGGCUUAUUUGCUUCAUGUAUCAGGAAUUGGGACUUUUCUGGCCAAUGAUACAACCAAUCAGACAUACUGCAUUGCCAUGGAUGGUUUUGAUUCCAAGACAUUGCAGGCAGCACUAGAUUGGGCUUGUGGACCGGGUCGAGCUAAUUGUUCAGAGAUUCAGCCUGGAGAGACUUGCUAUCAGCCUAAUAAUGUGAAGAACCAUGCCUCUUAUGCCUUCGAUAGCUAUUAUCAGAAACAAGGGAGGGCUCCUGGGACUUGUGAUUUCAAAGGAGUAGCUAUGAUCACAACCACUGAUCCCAGUCACGGGACCUGUAUUUUUCCUGGAAGCAAGAAAGUAAGCAACAAGACAAAGGAAGUGGUGAACUCUACUCAAUCAAACAGGGCAGGGAAGAAGUUAAGGUUUGGAACCUUUAGCAGCAUCAGAUUAAGUGCAUUUAAUAUCAUUUUGCACAUUUUCUUGGCUUCAUAUGUGCCCACUUUGUUGUUAGUCCAUUUAUGAUGUCCAAAUAAUUCAAUUUUUUUCUUUUUUGAAUUUUGAAUUUCUUAAGAG